AUGCAAAGGAGUUUGGAUUCACAAACUAAAAAACAACUAGAAGAGGAAGAAAAGAAGAUAAUUAGUGAAGAACACUGGUAUCUUGAUUUACCAGAUCUAAAGGAGAAAGAGAGCUUUAUCAUAGAAGAGAGGAGCUUUAUGCCAUGUGAGGAUCUACUUUAUGGCAGAAUGUCCUUCAAAGGAUUCAAUCCAGAAAUUGAGAAGUUAAUGAUCCAAAUGAACUCUAGGUGCAAGGAAGAAAAAGUUGAAGUGGAUGAUAAAAUGGAGGCUGAUGUGUCAGAUGAAGAAAUGGCCAGAAGAUAUGAAACAUUAGUGGGAACAAUAGGGAAGAGAUUCUUGAGAAAAAGAGACCAGUGUGUACUCCAGGAUGAAGAUGAAGAUGGGAAUAGUAACACAAUACCUAGCAAAAAGGCUAAGAAAAAGUUCUUAAAACCUCAGGAUUAAUGUCAACUGCAGCACUGGAGCUGUUAGAAAUGUUAUCUACCAAAUACAGUACCACAAACUGGAGACUGUUGAGUUUUGGUAUUUAAUGUAAAGGAUAGAUUUGUGAAUCUAAAUCCGUUCUUGUUGAAAUUUCUACCAUCCACAUGAUGAACAUUUUCUGAAGUGGAUAUGUGUAUAACGGAUGUCAUACAUCCUUUCCUCUCAGCAGCUUUUAAUGUGUGGGACACUAAUCCCAU
Mesitornis unicolor (brown roatelo) is the source of this 680-nucleotide messenger RNA. It is a transcript of the gene MPHOSPH6, whose product is annotated as M-phase phosphoprotein 6. Bases 1 to 444 code for a protein of 147 amino acids. Gene Ontology annotation, biological process: maturation of 5.8S rRNA. Lineage: Eukaryota; Metazoa; Chordata; Aves; Mesitornithiformes; Mesitornithidae. The record is from RefSeq and is a predicted model, not a curated record. The transcript is spliced from 4 exons.